This is a messenger RNA of Rasamsonia emersonii CBS 393.64, 319 nucleotides long. RefSeq lists its product as uncharacterized. The annotation marks the transcript as partial. The transcript has 2 exons. NCBI's taxonomy places the organism in Eukaryota, Fungi, Ascomycota, Eurotiomycetes, Eurotiales, Trichocomaceae. The record is from RefSeq and is a predicted model, not a curated record.
CAUUGCUCCUGAGUUGAAAAAUUUGAUUGAGAAAGCGGGGUUUGAAGAUGUCACUGAAAAGGUAUAUCUGGUACCACUGGGGCCAUGGCCAAAGGAUCAGAAAUUGAAGGAGCUCGGAAAAUGGGUUUUUGUUUCGACUCAAGAAGCCGUUGAAGCUUAUGGUCUCCGCCUAUACACACAAGUCCUAGGCUGGUCUCCUAACCCUGCCCGGAUCCAUUUUGCGCUUGUGAAAGCGCAGCUCGGAGAUCCGUCCAUACAUGCCUACACGAAGCUGUACGUUGUUUAUGGGAGAAAGCCCAGUCCAAAGCAUACCGCCUAA